AUGGUUACUGCUAAGGUCAACGUGCUGGACAGUCAUAGACAACCUGUCAGCUGCCGAGUACUCUUGGACACCGGAUCGACCACCAAUAUCAUAAGAGAGAGUUUGGCGGUGGCCCUCAAUCUACCCCUCAAGCCCUUUGCUGUCCCAAUCGGAGCUCUAAACGACACGAAUACAACAACAAGGUAUUUAGUCACUGCUACAAUACGGUCUCGAGUCGCUGGGUAUGAGAGGACACUCAAUUUCCUGACAGUGCCUAACAUCACCCACGCCAUACCCGAUCAACCUCUCGAUCGCAAUUCAAUAAGGAUUCCAGCCAAUGUGAAGCUUGCGGAUCCGGAAUUCCACCGUCCCGCAUCUGUGGACAUGCUCCUCGGGUCGGGUCCAACCCUUUCACUCCUCUGCCAAGGCAAGGAGAAACUCACGCCAGCAGAUCAACCAGAACUCUAUCUGCAACAGACUCUGCUUGGCUGGGUAAUCGGAGGUAGCGCGCCUACAGUACAGUCAAUACGCCAGCGUGCGUGCAAUGUACUCAGCACCUCCCAAAUUGAUCUCGAUAUCUCCAAUACCGAAACAGAAGCCGAGCGACACUUCCUGGAGAACGUCACACGGGACGGUUGCGGCAGAUACAUCGUUGCCUUGCCGUUCAACGGAAAGGAAUCGCUUAUUGGGGAGUCACGAUCCCGAGCUUUUCGUCGACUCAAAUCCCUGGAGAAACGACUGAAUGGUAAUAUUGAAUUCAACACCCAAUACCGUGCAGUUCUCCAAGAAUACUUGGAUCUUGGUCAUCUCACAGAAGUCACUGAGGCUGACCUGUCUCAUCCUGGGUAUUACCUGCCCCAUCACGCUGUAAUCAAGGAGAGCAGCUUAACAACCAAGGUACGUGUUGUCUUCGACGGAUCAGCGGCUACCAGCACUGGAAUAUCCCUCAAUGAAACUCUACACGUCGGACCCACGAUUCAAGAUAAUAUAUUCUCUCUCCUUGUUCGAUUCCGUCUCCAUCCAUACGUGCUUACUGGGGACAUCGAAAAGAUGUACAGGCAAGUUCUCGUUCGUCCCGAAGAUCGAAUCUAUCAACGCAUCUUGUGGCGUGACGGAAGAGAACCAGUAAGGACAUUCCAACUUAAUACAGUGACGUUUGGACUCUCCGCAGCACCCUACCUUGCGAUUCGAUGCCUCCAUCAACUAGCGAACGAUGAAGGCCAUCGGUAUCCAGUAGCAGCUAAAGUACUUCAGCGUGACAUGUACGUCGACGACCUCCUUACUGGUACCCAGACACGAGAAGAAGCUCUUCACCUACGUGAAGAAUUGGAUAAACUGGUGAAACUCGGCGGAUUUAAUCUAAGGAAAUGGGCUUCCAAUGAUCCAUCGAUUUUGGGUGAGCUAGCACCAAACAAUGUCAAUCAUCAUCUACAAAUUGGGGACUCCACCAUCUUGAAAACAUUGGGCAUCUUCUGGAAUUCAUCCGAGGACACCAUCACCUACGAGGCCAAAUUAUCAAGACAUCAGAUAAUCACCAAACGCAUUAUCCUUUCUGAGACUGCCAAAAUCUUUGAUCCUCUUGGCCUCUUGUCACCAGUAGUCAUCGUGGCAAAGAUGAUUAUGCAGAAACUCUGGACAUUGAAGAUAAGCUGGGAUGCACCUCUACCGCCCAAGAUUCAAGAAGAAUGGCUCCAGUUUUACGGGCAACUUCACCAUAUCAAGCGAGUCACUUUUCCACGGUUUGCACUUCAAGAGAAACCAAGAGGAAUCGAACUCCAUGGAUUCAGCGAUGCCAGUCAAGGUGCCUACGGAGCUUGUGUCUACCUUCGAUCUGUUGGAAGCAAUGGAGAGGUCAACACUACCCUACUGUGUGCUAAGUCUCGUGUUGCACCCCUCAAGCAGAUCACUAUUCCCAAACUUGAACUCUGCGGAGCCCAACUACUGAUCAAGCUCAUCCAAAGCAUCAAGAAGGCAAUCACCAUCCAGAUCGACCGCAUUGUCUACUGGACUGACUCAACCAUCAUUCUCCACUGGAUCCAUACUCCUGCACAUCAAUUGCAAACCUUCGUCUCUAACCGAAUAGCAGACAUUCAGUCCAAAUCUAGACCAGACGAGUGGCGGCAUGUGAGGACUCACGACAACCCAGCUGACGUUGUUUCGCGCGGACAAUCCAUCAAGGACUUCAUCACAUCCACCAUCUGGUUCGAAGGCCCUUCAUGGCUCCGAGCACAGGAGAAUACCUGGCCAGCUAUCGAUCUUCAGUUCUCCUCCUAUCCCUCUGAAAUCAAAGGAAGAUACUGUCACGUGGCAUACAGUAAACGCGAAACACAUCCACUGGAGUGGUACUCUUCAUUCAAAAAAUUGAAACGAAUAAUCGCAUUCUGUCUACGUUUCAGAUCCCGUAAACAAGGGCCACUAACGGCAGAAGAGCUGAUCGCAGCGCAAAACGCCGUCAUUCAUUGGUUGCAAACUGAGACACUCAGUCCUCUCAAACGUGCUCUCAAUGACACCAAAUCCAAACAAGCCAAAAAUCCAGAGUUGGCCAAAGUGUCCAAAUUAGCACCAUUCCUAGACAAAGACGGACUCAUCAGAGUAGGAGGCAGGCUUCGGAACGCGAUGAUCCCAUAUUCCCAACGGCACCCGAUCAUCAUACCGAAGUCUCAUCCAAUCACCAAGCUGAUCAUUUGGGAGGCUCACAUUUCUCAGUUGCAUGCUGGCCCUCAAGCAACCCUUUAUCACAUCAGGCAGCAGUAUUGGCCACUGGAUGGUCGUAACUCCGUACGUCAUAUCAUCCAUAAAUGCAUACGAUGCACGAGAUUGAGCCCUCCAUCAGUCGAGUACAUCAUGGGGAAUUUACCAGCGGCCAGAGUUACCGAGUCACGACCUUUCUCGAAUGUAGGUAUUGACUACUGCGGUCCUUUCUUUAUUAAGGAGAAGAAAUUCCGCAACCGCGGUCGAGUCAAGGUUUACGUCGCCGUCUUCACGUGCUUAGCAGUAAAGGCCGUACAUCUAGAAGUGGUGAGUGAUCUCACAACUGAGGCGUUCCUUGCAGCCCUACGGAGAUUCAUUGCUAGACGAGGAUGCUGCCGAAAUAUCUACUCAGAUAACGGCACCAACUUCGUCGGGGCCAGCAAUGAGUUAAAGGAAAUCUAUGAGCUCCUCAAGUCCGUUGACUUGCAACAGCAAGCCCAGUCAUUGCUGACAAACAAACGGAUUCAGUGGCACUUCAUUCCUCCUCAAUCACCUCACUUCGGCGGACUAUGGGAAGCAGCGGUGAAGUCGUUCAAACACCACCUCUAUCGGAUCAUCACGAAUGAACUUCUCACCAUCGAAGAAUUCAACACUUUGGUUAUUGAGAUCGAGGCUGUAUUGAAUUCUCGACCGUUGACACCCAUGUCUUCCGAUCCUAAUGAUCUGCUGGUUCUCACUCCUGGCCAUUUCUUGAUCGGGGAGUCGUUAACCUGUCCACGCGAAUACGACUUUACUGAUGCCUCGAGCAACCGAUUGUCGUCCUGGCAACACAUCCAGAAGCUAAAACAACAUUUCUGGGCUCGUUGGCAUCGAGAAUACAUCAGUGGACUCAACUCGCGAUCUAAGUGGAGCCAGGGGGAGCAUCAUAUCCAGGAAGGUACAGUGGUGCUUUUGAAGGAAGACAACUUACCGGCACUUCAGUGGGCUUUGGGGCGCGUCAUCAAGGUACGACCUGGAGCUGAUGGUAUCAUUCGUGCCGUCACUGUGAAGACUGCCAAAGGAACCUUCGAUCGUAACGUCAAAAAACUCGCCCCUUUACCAAUCACUGACAGCGAUCAAAAUCAAUAA
Molecule: messenger RNA, 3798 nt
Organism: Diachasmimorpha longicaudata
Lineage: Eukaryota; Metazoa; Arthropoda; Insecta; Hymenoptera; Braconidae
Exons: 2
Coding region: 1-3798 (1265 amino acids)
Biological process (GO): proteolysis; DNA integration
Molecular function (GO): aspartic-type endopeptidase activity; nucleic acid binding
Source: RefSeq, a predicted model, not a curated record